AUGUCUUUUCCCGACCGAUAUGUAGUUUCUGCUCCCGGGAAAGCGAUUCUAUUUGGAGAACAUGCUGUUGUCUACGGGAAGACGGCGAUCGCUGGAAGUCUAGAGGAUCUACGAACAUAUAUGUUGUUUGAAAAACGUCUGGACGGUUAUCUCGAGUUGAACUUUCCCGAUCUCGAUCUUCAGUAUGCUUUAUUAUGGCCAGAGUCGGCCCUGCCACACCACCUCGUAGAAAUUGAUGGAAAAGAACAAAAAGACAUGGUGCUCAAUGAAAAACUGCUGCAAGCUUUAAAACCCAUUGUUAACGAAGGCGGCGAGAAGAAUAACAUACCAUUAAAUGGACUUCAACAAGUUGCCUCCUUGGCUUUCCUAUACCUUUAUACAAAUAUUAGUAGCAAACAGACAUCCUGGUGUGGCAUGACCGUACAUAUUCGUUCGAAUUUACCCGUUGGUGCCGGAUUGGGUUCAUCCGCUUCAUAUUCAGUUUGUUCGGCUGCCGGAUUAUUACUCGCUCUUGGUCAUAUCUCUCUUCCUCACACGGUCGAAACGAGUAAUAACGAUCUGAAUUCAAACGUUGCAUCGGCAGAAUUAAUCAAUCGAUGGGCGUUUCAAGUGGAAAAGAUAAUCCACGGGAAUCCCUCGGGGAUUGAUAAUUCGGUGGCGACAUUCGGUAAUAAUGAUUACUUGUUUUUGUCAAAAUUGUGUACCUCGGAUAAACUAUUUAUGGGAUUUUAUGUUUUUAUAAAAGGAGGAGCAGUUUCUUACAAGAGGGGAUCACAACAUAUCAACUUGGCGGGAUUUCACUCUUUCCGUUUCUUACUAAUCAAUACCAACAAACCACGCGAUGCCAAAACACAGAUAGAAAAUGUCAGGAUAAAACGUGAUAAAUAUCCUGAUAUUGUCAAUCCUAUUUUGGACGCUAUUGAUGCGAUUAGCAUGUCAUUAAUAAAACUUCUGGAAAGUGGAGCUUCUCAACAGAAAAUGCUUAAGGAGUUGGAGGAUCUUAUUGAUUUGAAUCAUUACCUUAUAAAUUCCUUGGGUGUGGGUCAUCCGUCACUUGAAAAAGUUCAUGAAAUAACCACACGAUUUAAUUUGCAUUCAAAACUUACUGGAGCUGGUGGCGGAGGAUGCGCGUUAGUUUUAAUUCCAAAUGAUUUUCCUGACGAAGAUAUGAAAUCAAUAAAAGAGGUAUUUUCACAGAAUGGAUUUGAUUAUUAUGAAACACGUUUCGGAGGACACGGAUUGGCAGCAAUGGAUGCAACAACCAUUUUCACUUGUUCAGAGGAAUUUUUAAAAAUCGAGAAAAAGAAUUUUCGACAAAUG
Acaulospora morrowiae is the source of this 1320-nucleotide messenger RNA. The record is from the annotation of a GenBank genome assembly. Lineage: Eukaryota; Fungi; Glomeromycota; Glomeromycetes; Diversisporales; Acaulosporaceae.